GUGAGGAACCCGGCACCGGCAGUCUCCGCUGGUACACCGAGCUGUGUGUUACCGUUCCUCGCCUGCUUGGUUAUCACGUUUCUCGCCCGUAAUCAGCGUCGACGCGCGUCCAGAUCCCGACACCCAGAAAGAGAGAGAGAGAGAGAAAGAGAUCCCGUCGUCGCGUACUCGUCGCGUCAUACGCGCGCGCCACCCCCUUCUACACAUAUGUACAUAUAGAACUUUUGAGGAGAAAGAGAGGGAGUGAUAUACACACUGGUGACCCAGCACGCGCCGCCAACCCCUUUCGACACGCAUACGCGUACCUUCGCAAAAUCGUGCGAAUCGGAUCCGAGGGAUACAAAGGUGUUCGAGCUUGGAAUCAGUGCGAGGACGCGAGUAAACAGGCACGCGGCGGCAGUCAGUGAAUUAAAGAAAACAGGGUUUAAAGGGACUGUGUAAGCAGGUGCACACUGUCUACGUACCCUCACCCGGAGUAACGCCGAGAGAGGAGUAACACGUGCAGGAGAACACGGCACGCGAAGAAGGAGACAGUACCGGGCAAACAGACCGGGCAUUGAUUCCAGGCUGGCAACUAAGCAAAACGACGCAAGGAGAACCGGGGAGAAGUGUGGAUAACGGUCCGAGGGUGCUACGGAAGUGAUCUUCCCCUGACAUCGGUCGAUGCUUUUCGUGCUCCGGAGACGAGAAUAGUGUUCGCUGGCAAGAGACACUGUGAUCAACGCGAGGCAACAGUGAAACAUCCAUCGAAUCCGGAAGCCGCACGCCACAGUCGACUCUCGUGUCGUCUAGUGGCGCAUUCGACGAGCUAGCCGCCUGAAGGCGUUGGCGGCAAGACGGCCGAUCGUGCGAACGUGCUGAGUACUAUUCCGCUGCUGCGAGGAUCAGCAACAGCCCGAAAAUUCAUCCAGCGAAGGCCAAGAUGCACAUCGAGGUGCAGGUGGCGCUUAACUUCGUGAUAUCGUAUCUGUACAACAAGCUGCCGCGUAGGCGGGUGAAUAUCUUCGGCGAGGAGCUCGAGAAAGCGCUCAAAGACAAGUUCAAGGGUCACUGGUACCCGGAGAAACCGUUCAAGGGAUCUGGGUUCAGAUGCCUGAAGACCGGCGAUCCCGUGGAUCCGGUGUUGGAGCGGGCCGCAAAGGAGAGCGGCGUGCCCAUUCAGGACAUCCUCGAGAAUCUACCAGCGGAAUUGGCCGUCUGGGUCGAUCCAGGUGAGGUGAGCUACCGCAUCGGCGAGGUGAACGCGGUGAAGAUCCUCUACUCCGAGAAAGGAGAUCCCCACGACGAGAGCUCGGCCGAUCGCGAGGUGACCAAGACCUUCAAUCCGGAAGCUCAAUGCUUCAGGCCCAUCGAGGCCGUGGGUACGUCUCUGGGCGGAUUGAGUCUCAGCCCUAAGUCCACGUCGCCGUUCUCGAGCUCGUUGGGGAGCAACGCUAGCAACGGGUCGUCGAACAACCAGCAGAACGGCCACGGUUCCGGUUCGCCCUCAGCUCCGUCGCCGACACCUAUCGCUAGCUCGUUCAAAGGUUCGCCCACCCCUGUACCGGCUUUCAUCCCUCGAACAACGGCACCGCUCACGUUCACCACCGCCACCUUCGCCCAGACGAAGUUUGGUAGCACCAAACUGAAGACCAGCAGCAAACGAGCGAACAGAAUGUCCCCCACCGAGUUCUCGAACUACAUCAAGCAGCGCGCGAUGCAGCAACAGAUCCAUCAUCACCACCACCACCAGCAGCACCAACAGCAGCAGCAACAGCAGCAGCAACAGCAACAACAGCAGCAGCAGCAACAACAAGCAGCAGCAGGUGGUUUGCCCGUGUCGCAGAGUUCACCUCGCAGUCGUAGCCUCUCACCCGGGAGCAUAGUAGCCGGACAGCAGCACACGGAUCCCUCGGCUUACUUCUUCCAGCACGGACCGGCCGCGUAUCAUCCUCAGUUCCCUCACCGCAACAUCUUCGAUUCGUCCAGUCACGGCGGUUACCUGUCCGCCGAUCUUUACACAGGCGCGAACUUCCCGUCGUCCUACCUCGAUCCGACGACGAUCGCCGGACAUCAGUUCUACGGUAGUAGCGUUAGCGGAACUGGUAACGCGGCGGGCAGCACCGCAGGAAACUCGCAAACCGCUGGAAUCCUCCGCCCCGUCGGAACUGCGGCGACGAACAGCAACGUGAACGGCACCGGUCAGCAGCAAGAUAAGACCGCGCUCGUCGAAGGUCUGAACAACUUCGGCCUCGGCUCGGUAGCGCCAUAUCCAGCCAGCCAAUACCAGCACCUCCUCGUGGCUAACUAAUACCCCGCGCGAGCUGAGACCGAGCGAUUGGCGCGGCUCGAGUCGCGCCUGAUCCUCUGCUGCUUCGCCGGAAACGACAGGGCAGGACGCGAGGAUCCGCUUAGAGAAGACCGGGUCGUUUCAUCAUGACGACGUUCCAAAUCUCUACGGCGUGUAAAACGAGACCAGAGUCGUCCAGAUCGUUUUAAGUUCCGUCGCCCCCAUCGACGUGUUUUACAUCCGGAUUCCGCUUGCACCGUCAUCCCCGAUUCGGCACGGGGGUUCCCGCUCACCCAAAUAGUUCCCACUCUGUCUCUCUCCGGCAAAACCAUGCUACUGAGCAGAAGUCGUUACGACAGCUACAUAAUCAACCUCCUGGUUCGGUUAUACAGUCCUUACAGCCGACGGGGAGCGAUCAACACUCAUCGAAUCCUGUUUUCUCGUUCGAUCAGAUCGCGGAGGCAAGGUUUUCGCGCGAUACCUUCUUGAACGAUGACACAAUUCGUCCAUCGACACAUGGUCUUCGUGUAUACCACACAGAGAACAGGGAGAGGGAAUGAGAAUGGAGACGCCUUCGGCAGGAAGGAUCUAAUCAGCACCGAGAGGAACAGACAUCAGGUCGACGCACGCUGGCUCAACAGGAGGAACAGUGCGAGGAGAUGGAAAUGAGAGAGCGAGAUUGUAUAGAAUGGAGCAUAUGUACGGGAAUAGACGGAUUUCGGUGCGGAUGUGUGCUAAAGCGUGCGUGCAAGACGUUCGGAGAAGAAGAGAAGAGGACUCGACGCGAACUCUGCGUUCUAUCGACGCGACGUAACGUACAUAGAGUCGCGUGUACCUAACGUUUUAUCAUCGGAAACCAACACGGACAACCGAUCGCGAUGGCGUACGUUCGACGAAAAUGCUGUUCUCUCAUGUUUCACCCGUCGGAUCAGAUAUAUCGAUAGAGAGAACGUUGCGUUCUUUGUAUGUACAGAGAGACCAAAUCGCGGAUUCGGUUCGAAUUCGGUUCGGGGUAUGAAAGAGAUAAAUAGAAGAACGUCGAACGGUGCGCCGUGCGUUCGCAUCUGGGACAGAGAACGAGCCAAGAGACAUACACAGAUACACGUGUACAAUACGUAUAUAAUGUACGUAAUAUAAAAUUCCACACAGGUCGGAUUCAACCGGACACACUCACUCCCAUCAGUUUUACCUGGCAACACCACGUACACACACGUUAAGCGCAUAUACAUUUGUCACUCUUCAGCGGGUGGGUAUAUACACACACGUGCAUACAUCCAGACACACGAACACACGCGCAUAAAAAGAGACAUUGACACACGCGUCCAAGGGAAGAGGGAAGGAGGGUAUGACACACACAGGAGGGCGGAGUGUGCGGACACUUAAAUAUCGCGCACGACUUCACCAACACGUACACAACAGAUAUUACCAAUGCGUAAUACAUAAUUUAUUUUUUCACUGGUAUAGUCGGAGAAUUGAUAAUGAAUAUAUCUGUAGAGCCUAUGUAUUAUAUUCAAGAUAUGCACUCACUUCGCGAGUUGUCGCGCGACGGUGUGAGGCACCGACCUGCUACCGAUCUGUCGGACCGUCGCCGAACGAACACCUGGGGUUUACAGGUGGAAUCGCUGUAGCGUCGCUAAUAUUUGAAUCAUGCGUGUUCUGAAAAACAUUUGGACGCACGGGUAUUAUGUGUUCUGGGAUCAUCUUAUAUAUCAUGAUUGUCGUGAGAAUUAAAAAUUAACGAUUGUUAAUAACUUCUUAUGACAAUCGGUGUAUAUAUCAAUCUGUGUAUCUUUGUUGAUGCGCUGAAGCGACUCCAUCUAUACUUUUUUUCCCGGUUCUUGUAACGAAACUAAAGAACAGAGAGAAGACACUGGAGGAGAUGUGGAAAAAUCCUGACAGAGGAAACAUCUAUCAGUGGAAACCAGAGAUUCCUUCUCGCACGAGUCACAGACGGUGGUACACGGUUCCGCACGCCGUUCGGAGAACUCGUCCUCGGUACGAUUUUACAUUUUAUUUUUAUAAUAAAUGCAGUAGAACGUAGAAGAGAAAAAAAUAAACCGUGAAAAAAACGCGAAGCAAAAGGAGAGGAGAAGGGAGUAUACAGAUGAGGGAAGAAGACGAUUCGGGGAAUGGCGUGUUCGCAUCGAGCGUACGGUGACGCGGCCGCAUUGCCAAAACCACGCGUUUCCAGCUUCGCGCGUUAAUAUCUUCGGACGUUUCCUUUCGACGCGAUACCUACCCUCGGCACGUGACGUCCACUGGACGUCGCCGGAUUCGCAGUGAGACAUUCUCCUGGAGUCCAAGUUCACGGCUCAUCCGGCGACAGUUAGCGAAAGUUUUCUAAUUCCGCGUUAUCGAGCUACAAGCUCAUCGUAACGCGGUGCUAACUAUUAUUCGAAACUUGAACUUUCUACAAAAUCAAUAUAGACACAAGAAUUCAAUUUUCUAAUGUCAGUACGAAUGUUUGUUAAACUCAUUUCGGGUGACAUCGUGUAUUCGUCAGUUUCUCACACAUUUCCAAAUGAACUUCAAUUGCAUUUUGGAGCGAUUUUAUAUUAUUAUUAAUUAUAAUUAUCGAUUCGCGGAGCCACGAUGUCUGGGCAACGUUUCGAGGAUGAAGGGUGCGUCGGAACGGAAACAAGGUCGUGUUGGAAGGGAUCGUGGGGCAGGUAGGCUGGCCGAUUCGCGUUCGCGAGAUUAAUUAGGUGAUCACGUUAUUAAAGGCCACUGUUACUGUCCUCGACAGCCGCGCUGCGAACCGUGAUGCUCGACCCUCGUACACGCUCCCGAGCACUGAUCCGCUUACGAAGCUCUUUGCCACGAGCGAUGAAGGUAGGAUUCAAUUUCGUGAGAAACUUGCUCUUUUCUAUGUCACAGUUAAAUUGUGAUUUUUAACUUGAUGCGAAUCGUGAUUUUUAAUUUUAUACAGUAUGAUGAAACAGAUGAUGAUCAUUGAUUGAUGGCGAACGUUUAGUUAGAUUUUUAAUAAAUGACGAUCAAUGAUGUAUAGAAAUUGAUAAGCAGGCAAAAGUUCUGAACUACGUCGUUCGGGCAAAGGCUUUAAAAGGUCGUACUUUCGGUUGAGCAUGGUGAAUCAGAAUUCCUUGAUGUUUGACCACCACGACGUUCGAGUCACGGUCGGCUUCGUCCGUCGAGAAACGUGAAUAAGAAAGGACAAACGUAACGGGACAGUAACGGUGGCGUAGGUGCCGCGAGCUGCGGGCCGGGCACUAGGUGCUAAAAGUAUUAAAACAAAGUGUUUAAUCUUGUCAUCGUGGGACAAACGUACGGUGUACGCGCGGUCAGGGAGUGUCGACGAGCUCGCUAGCUAGCCGUCACUUUAGCUAGCAACGAGUGACCGAGAGGAAAGGGAUCGUGUGUUUUUGAUCGGUUGAUCCGGCCGCGUUCAGCCGCGUCUACUUUCUCAACUAGUUUCGAAACGUUAGCGUGACUUUGAUAUCAUGUAAGUAAGUGUAUAAGUAGCAUAAUUUUUAGGCGUGACUUUUUCGUCGUUCUUUCGUACGGAUUUUUAUAUAGCCAAUUUUGUAUAACGAUCGACGCCGAGCGAGCGGGCUCUCAGGCUCUGCGCUGCGGGAAGCGUUUCAGGCUGGAACGCUAGCUCGUUGAUCGACCAGCUUCACCGAAUCUUACAUAACGAUUCGUUCUUCGUCUCGCAAAGUAUCGCGAAAUUUCAACGGGACUUACUUUACGAAGAGGACAAAAUUCGUUGAAAACAGUUGUCUAGAUGACACGGAUGCUUAGAUGAAUAAAAAUUUCUUUCGCGAAGAAGACGAAGUUAACUCUUCGGGAUUAGUUAAUUCUAUUUAAAACAUUGUAGGACUUGAUAGUACGUAUUGUACUUUGUUUAGAAAAUUGAUGGUGUGAUCGAUUGUGAUGAAGUUAGUUUGAAUUACGAUAAAGGAAAAACUUGAUCGAUCGAGCACAUGGCGAGCGAGUCGGCAGAUUUCCGGCCACGCGGGGGGGUGCUAAAACAAGUGUUUAACUGCGGAACUAAAUAAGGGUAGAAGCGCAGAGAGAGAAGGGGUGAAGAAAGCGCAGGGGGUCGCAGUGAGAGGCGAGAGGGGACAAGGCGGGAGAGAACAGAACCCUUUUAGUAAUAUCUAAACUUAAUUGUAACUAUUAACGAUACGUACGACUGUGGUAGCUAUGCUAGUACCUGCUAUUGUUAAAGUGAGAAAGAGGGAGAGAGAGAGAGAGAGAGCGAGAGGAAGAGCGAGAGGUGUUUGAGAGAAAGAGAGAGUGAGUCGAUGGAGAGGGAUGAAUCGCGACUUUUGAGGUUUGAUUCGCGGCGGAAGACCUGGAAAUUAUCAUCUUCCUGGAUGACAGAGGGACCUAGGGAACCUGUGGUCGUCGGUUUUCCGUAGGAAUGAACAAGUUUCGGAGCAUGAUCGAUGGAUCGCGUCGGGACACGGAGGAUCGGCGUUUGUCGCGCCGAUUAUUUUUCUAAUCUUUGUAAUCGAACGAAACGGCGAUGAAAUUUAACGAGGAAUUCUUGAUGCGACCAGACGGAAAUCACAGGGACAAGUUUUGUCGCGCUUUGAUUAUUUAAUCCUCCGGCGUCUCGACGCAUUGCGAUCGCGAGAAAAAGAGAGAAUCGUGGAAUGGAUAAUGGAUCAGGGGAAGGACGAGAGACAAAUGGAGCAAACGUUGCAAUAAGUUGCGAAUCAAAUGCGGAUCUCGGUUCGAGACGAGAGGCUCAGCUCAGCGAAGAAUCAAACACACAAACACGAUGUAUACUCUUGAAGUGAAACCAAAAACGAAAUGAAAGAGGAUGGAAGGGAGAGGGAUUCUGAAUAGAGCUAAAACGGCGGUAGGAGCGCGAGAUGGCGAGAGGAAGACAAGGACGCAGAGGGAGGAGGAGGGCCAGUGGAAAAAAAUGAGUGGAAUCUAGAGCAUACAUUGAGAUACACAAAAGAUAAACAUAUAGUAUUAUACGAUUAAAAUACGAUUGUAAUGAAACACUUUGUAAGCAAGGAAACAAACAAAAAAAAUUACGCAUAGUUUUCCAUAAUCUGUAAUGGAUGUAUUCGUUAACAAAAAAAAAAAAAAAAAAUAAUAAGAUGACGAAAGGUUAAGAUUAAUACACACGUACAUAGGGACACUUGUACACGUACAUACACGAAGACACACACUGCUAACCGUUCGAAGUUAACUCGGGUACACGACACACAAGAACUAAAUAGGGGGAAAAAAAGAACAAAAAAAGUAAUCUAAUAAAUAAUAACACACGAAGUAACAUGACGACAUAACAAACGGUAAAUCUGUCUCUUUAAAGUAUCAUGUGUCUAUAAACUAUAGUGAUCGAUAUUGUCUUUUUAACCGUAAAUGGAGAAACAAGUAAUUGUGGUAACGUAACUAAUGUCAUAGCGAUAACCGAACACUGCAAUAUUAGAUAUAAUAUAUAUUCAUACAUUUAUAGAAAGGGGAGAAGUGACUGGAAUUCAAUGGGCGACGGUAGCGAAAAUUCGUGCGUGGCUCUGACACGCACUCGAUUAAAAGGGGAAGAAGAGAGGAAAAAAAAAGAUAGAAAAAUAUAACAGAGAAAAACCAUUCGAUGUAACUGGAAACGUUGUGUUAUCGGUUCGUUCUCACUUUUCCUCUUUGUCCAAAGCUGAGCGAACCAAAAACAACAAAAAAAAAAAGAAAGAAAGCGAAA
This is a messenger RNA of Ceratina calcarata, 7946 nucleotides long. RefSeq names its product protein Tob1. Gene Ontology annotation, cellular component: nucleus; cytoplasm. Bases 923 to 2290 code for a protein of 455 amino acids. Gene Ontology annotation, molecular function: transcription corepressor activity. Lineage: Eukaryota; Metazoa; Arthropoda; Insecta; Hymenoptera; Apidae. Gene Ontology annotation, biological process: regulation of gene expression. The transcript has 6 exons. The record is from RefSeq and is a predicted model, not a curated record.